CUCCGGCUCGGUCUACUUGUUGGGAGAAAGAGACGGAAACGCGCGAUUGUGGCGUAAAUUCAGCUACUAUUUUUGAUCGCGGCGUUUGAAGUAAUCUGCUAAUUAAGCAGGAGCGGGGAGAGAUGCCUCAUCCAGCUGCGAUGUGUGCUUCUUCGGUCCACAUUUUGAACCGCUCACAGCCACACGCACUUAGCUCGUUAGCUACAUCGGAAGUUAGCUCCCCGAUUACCGCCAGUCAAGAAACAUUUCAGAAGCAGGUAGAUGCUAAACUCGACAAAUCGCUCACACUUUUUUUUUUUUUUUGAGUGAACCGUCUCCGCUGCCUCACGGAAAUCUGAGCCCGGCGUUGACGAUUGUGUAAUACCCUCACUUUUUUUUUUUUGUUUACAUGCUAACGUCAACACGUUAACCGCAUAAACGGUCAGACUGGGUUCGUCAACACUUCACAGUUAAGCCAACUUUUUUUUUUUUUUUUUUUUUAAAUACGUCUCAGCCCGCUUGGACUACAGCUCGAUGAAUAUUACAAACACGGCGUCAAUUAGCCAACUAGCUGCGUAACGUUAGCUCCGAGCACUGACAGGUCGGCAGGCAGGCGAGGCGAAACCCUGCGUGCUGUGUCCACUGCGCUGCCCUCUUCACACUAUCUAGCGAGGCAGGACGGGUCGCAGUGAAAGAGAAAGAAAGACAAGAGGAGAGCAAGGCGAUGACAGCACUACAAGACACUGAAGAUGCCAGUGAAACAGAUCUUGCCAAGCAUGAUGACGAUGACUAUGUUGAAAUCAAAGAGCAAAUGUACCAAGACAAACUGGCCUCUCUGAAACGACAGCUGCAACAAUUACAAGAAGGUACACUGCAGGAGUAUCAGAAAAGGAUGAAGAAGCUGGACCAGCAGUACAAAGAGAGACUCCGAAAUGCAGAUCUGUUUCUCCAGCUUGAGACGGAACAGGUGGAGAGGAACUACAUCAAGGAGAAGAAGGCAGCGGUAAAGGAGUUUGACGAUAAAAAAGUUGAACUGAAGGAAAACCUAAUUGCAGAACUGGAGGAGAAGAAGAAGAUGAUUGAGAAUGAAAAAUUAACAAUGGAGCUGACAGGCGACUCAAUGGAGGUAAAGCCCAUCAUGACUAGAAAGCUGAGAAGACGACCCAACGAUCCAGUCCCAAUACCAGACAAACGGAGAAAACCUGCACCAGCUCAGCUAAAUUAUUUGUUAACAGAUGACCAGAUAAUGGAAGAUCUAAGAACACUUAAUAAGCUUAAAUCACCAAAACGGCCAGGUGUCUCUCCUUCUUCAGUGUCUCCCUCGUCUCCAGAGCACGUCCCGUCUGCUCCCAUGGAGAACCCCUCGCAGCGUUACGAGGCCCGCAUCGAGGAGGGAAAACUUUACUAUGACAAAAGAUGGUACCACAAGAGCCAGGCCAUCUACCUGGAGUCAAAGGACAACACAAAGAUUAGCUGUGUCAUCAGCUCAGUGGGGACCAAUGAGAUUUGGGUGAGAAAGACUAGCGACAGUACAAAGAUGAGGAUCUACCUGGGACAGCUGCAGAGGGGAGCAUUUGUCAUCCGUCGACGGUCGGCUGCGUGAAACAUUACUCCACCCAUCCCAAACCCAACCCCCCCAUCUGUUCAAUUAUCCAUCCAUCCACACGCUUGUUCAUCCACUGUUGCACUCCCCGUUAGGUGCGUCUCAGUUGAGUUUUGAAAUGUGGCCUCCUUUUCCUCACCGUAUACACUACCCAUAAUGCAGUCCUCCAUGACCAAUACAUCCAAUGCAAGUGCGGUAUAAGUGGUCAUAUACCUGACUGACUGUUUUCCAGCAUUAUUUGUCACUAUGUGGCAUGUGUGUGAAGCGGGUUAGAGGUCAUAAAGGAGCAUACUUUGUUUUUUGUCUUGUGCUGUCAACACAACUCUUUUCUACACCCCCCAGUCUUAUGUACGUGUAUCAUUAAGUUAUUUUUCCUGAACAGCCUCAUGUUGAACCACAGAAGCUGUCUUUAAGCCUUUCAAACUGGUCUUACUGGAGACAUGUAACAAAGCAAGCACUGAAAAACAGAUGAGGAAUAUCAUUGAUCCCUUGACUUAUUGAGUUAGUUUCCUUAUAUAGGAGCCAUGUCAUUUUCGAGAGAAUAUGCCUUUUGCACUGUCAUCAAGAAAUGGAGGCUGCUUGCUAUAAUGAUGUUUAAAGGUCCUAUGUAUUAAACCUUUCAUUUGUUAUUUGGAGGAGAAAAAAAAGUAUUUUGAGGUUUUUAUGUUAUUAUUUGGCCGUUUUAUGCGAUCCUCUCCAUAUGUGAACGAUCUGGAUCAGUUCAACUGUAUUUGCAUGUGGAGGAUUAUGUUGACUUUUGAUUUGUACUGUGUUGCAUUUUAUUAAAAUGUUUUCUGCGUUUUAUUAUUUUGA
Messenger RNA from Larimichthys crocea (large yellow croaker), 2395 nucleotides. It is a transcript of the gene suds3, whose product is annotated as SDS3 homolog, SIN3A corepressor complex component. The coding region runs from base 704 to 1582 and encodes 292 amino acids. NCBI's taxonomy places the organism in Eukaryota, Metazoa, Chordata, Actinopteri, Sciaenidae. The transcript has 12 exons. The record is from RefSeq and is a predicted model, not a curated record.